This is a messenger RNA of Macrosteles quadrilineatus (aster leafhopper), 777 nucleotides long. RefSeq lists its product as uncharacterized. The record is from RefSeq and is a predicted model, not a curated record. Bases 1 to 777 code for a protein of 258 amino acids. The transcript has a single exon. NCBI's taxonomy places the organism in Eukaryota, Metazoa, Arthropoda, Insecta, Hemiptera, Cicadellidae.
AUGCCAGAGGAGACCGUUUUAGUUGGGUAUGCCGAUGACGUCGCAGCCCUCAUUGCUGCACGCAACGUUGAGCUAGCCCAACUGAAACUGAACCAAGUCAUGCGCGUUGUAAACGCCUGGAUGACUGAUCAUGGUCUGACACUCGCUCUGAGCAAGACAGAGAUCGUCAUCCUCACGAAAAAACGGAUUGAAACCAUCGUUCCGCUACGAGUUGGGAACGUAGUUGUCCAAACCACGCGAACCGCCAAGUACCUUGGUGUCAUGGUGGACAACAAGUUGAGCUGGAGGGACCAGAUCUUCCGUUCGGCGGACAAGGCUGCUAGGAGUGUCGCUGCUCUUAGUAGGCUUAUGGCCAAUGUCGGUGGUCCCCGGUCCAGCCGUAGAAGACUACUGAUGUCUGCAGUCCAGUCCGUGCUUCUCUACGGCUCUGAGGUGUGGGCAGACGCGCUUAACAAGGAGGCGUAUAGGUUGAGGCUCGCACGAGUGCAGCGUCAGGCGGCACUCAGGGUCGCUUCCGCGUACCGUACGGUGUCCGAACCGGCCGUUUUGGUGAUCGCUGGAGUUAUCCCAGUCAAACUCUUGGCAGCGGAGAGGAAGGCAAUCUACCAGAGACAAGGCUACAUCGGAAAGAACGCUGCAAGAACAGAAGAGCGCUCCCGCACUUUUCAGAUGUGGCAAGAAAGCUGGGAAAGGGAGACUCGAGGACGUUGGACUGCCAGACUCAUCAGGCAGGUCCAACCGUGGGUAGAACGGUGGCGCGGUGAGGUUGACUAUUAG